AUGCGUUCUACACUCCGCGCAAAUAGACGUCUUCCUCUGAAGCCUCUCCCUCGGUUUCUUUCUACCACUACUUGCUCAAGCGCUUCUACGUCUUCAGUAGCCUCGUCAUCAUCUACGCCAAAGCAAACACCCAUCAAUUCAGUUCUUAUCGCCAAUCGUGGCGAAAUUGCCAUUCGCAUUAACCGGACUGCUGAGCGUCUUGGUAUCCGAGCUACCACCGUCUACACUGACGUUGACGCUGGCUCCUGGCAUGCCUCUUCAGGCUUCCAGUCCCUGGGUCUGGGCCCCGCAAAUGCUUACUUAGAUGGCGAGAAGAUUAUCUCCCUAGCCAAGCAGAAUGGCAUCCAGGCACUCCAUCCCGGUUAUGGGUUCUUGUCCGAGAACUCCAAGUUCGCGGAACGCUGCGAGGAGGAGGGGAUUGUGUUUGUCGGACCACCAGCCACUGCCAUGGCUGAUAUGGGACACAAGGCUCGCAGUAAGGAGAUUAUGACCGCGGCCAACGUCCCCUGCGUCCCAGGCUAUCACGGCACAGACCAGGGCGAGCAAGAGCUUCUUGAGCAUGCCAAGAAGAUCACAUUUCCAGUCCUCCUGAAGAGUGUUCGCGGCGGUGGAGGUAAAGGAAUGCGAAUUGUGUUGACGGAGGAGGAGUUUUUGACGCAGCUCAGGAGUGCCCGUGCUGAGGCCAAGGCCUCGUUCGGCGAGGGGGGAGAGGUGAUGCUUGUAGAGAAGUACAUCAUUCGCCCAAGACACGUCGAGGUGCAAGUUUUCGCCGACAAAUGGGGCAACACUGUCGCUCUAGGCGAACGAGACUGUAGUGUUCAGCGUCGACACCAGAAAAUUCUUGAAGAAUCACCUGCUCCCGAUCUGGAUCUAGCAACCCGGCACGAUCUCUGGGACAAGGCUCGUAAGGCAGCUUCGGCGGUGGGUUAUGUCGGCGCCGGUACUGUUGAGUUUAUCCUCGAUAAGGAUACCAACAAGUUCUACUUUAUGGAGAUGAACACCAGACUUCAAGUGGAACAUCCUGUUACGGAGAUGGUUACAGGCCUGGAUCUGGUAGAAUGGCAGUUCCGAGUUGCUGCGGGCGAGAAGCUUCCUAUGACCCAAGAGGAGGUGGAAGCUCAGAUGAACGAGAGAGGUGCCGCCAUCGAAGCACGAAUCUACGCCGAGAACCCCGAAAAAGGCUUUAUACCUGACUCGGGCAAGCUAGUAAGGGCGUAUCUCCCUGCCGAGCUACAGAACGAGGACGUUCGUCUGGAUUGGGGCUUCCGCUCUGGAAACACCAUCUCUGAGGCCUACGAUGGUAUGAUCGCCAAGCUUAUCGUACGAGGCGAUACGAGAGAUCGCGCUAUCGCGAAGUUGGAAAGUGUUUUGAGAUCUUAUGAGAUUGUUGGGGUCGCCACAAACAUCGAGUUCCUCAAGCGGCUUUGCGAGACUGAUGCUUUUGUGGCCGGUGAUGUGGAAACUGGCUUCAUCGACAAAUGGCGCGAGGAACUGUUCAAGCCUCGAGCCAUCAAGAACGAAGUCGUUGCACAAGCAGCCCUUGGCAUGGUUAAUUUUGAACUUCAAAACUCUGGUCCCCACGGUCUUACGCUUGGCUUUGGAGAGACCAACAGCAUUGGUGAAAGAAAGCUUUCUUUCAAGAUUCAGGAUGGAUACAGCCAGGAAGAAGGAGAAGUUGUCGAGGCUAGCGUGACCCAGGCAGGCCACAACCUAUACACCGUUUCCAUCUCCCGAAAGGGCGACGAGACACCUCAAGUAUUCACAAACAUUGCCUGCAAGCCAGAGCCAGAGGGCGAGGUAAUGAAGCUUGAGUCAUACUUCCCACUUGAGCGAAUACAGUCCUCGGUCGUGCCCCAGCAUACAGAAAAUGACACCAAGGUCACAGUCUUCCAGCAUGGCGUAAAGACGGAUCUUGUCCUUCUACCACCCAAGUGGUACGAGAAGGCUCUUGGUCUCAAAGAGUCAAGUGCCUCAGUCGCGGCACCCAUGCCAUGCAAGAUCCUGAAGAACGAGGUCGAGGAGGGCCAAGCUGUACAAAAGGGAGCACCCCUUGUCGUAAUCGAAUCAAUGAAGAUGGAAACCAUCAUCCGAUCGCCACAGGAUGGUGUGAUCAAGAAAUUGGCGCAUAAAGAAGGAGAUAUCUGCAAAGCAGGCACAGUGCUCGUAAUGUUUGAAGAAGCUGAAGCAAAGGAAGAGGAUGCAUGA
This is a messenger RNA of Fusarium coffeatum, 2205 nucleotides long. RefSeq lists its product as uncharacterized. The record is from RefSeq and is a predicted model, not a curated record. The coding region runs from base 1 to 2205 and encodes 734 amino acids. Lineage: Eukaryota; Fungi; Ascomycota; Sordariomycetes; Hypocreales; Nectriaceae. The transcript has 3 exons. Gene Ontology annotation, cellular component: mitochondrion. Gene Ontology annotation, molecular function: metal ion binding; methylcrotonoyl-CoA carboxylase activity; ATP binding.